Molecule: messenger RNA, 1688 nt
Organism: Salmo salar (Atlantic salmon)
Lineage: Eukaryota; Metazoa; Chordata; Actinopteri; Salmoniformes; Salmonidae
Source: RefSeq, a predicted model, not a curated record
UUGACCUUUCCAUCAUGGCCGCCUGGAGUGGCCUGCUUGCUGCUCACAACGCAUGCGCAAUGAGUACAAAAACAAACGUUUUUGAAAGAAAUAUACCGCGAAACUGUUAAAAUGAUGAAGCCUGUCCGGGGAUCUCAACGCGUCCCGUCCAAGGCACCUAAAGGCAAGAAGACAGGCGACAAGACAAAUAAACGGAGAGUAUCUCAGGAGGAGCCCCAGCCAGGAACCAGCAGCCAGGUCCCUCUGCCAAAACCACAGAAGAAGAAGAAAGGCGGCACAGUUGCAGGUCCCAGGAAGCUGAAUGGUCAGGAGAAGUGGAAACCGCUGACCAAGUCCUCCAUUACGGCUCUAGACAACAUACUGGGCCUGUCUAUACUGUCUGUUCUGGCCGGAAGACGGACUAAGAAAGAGGAAUCACAGAAACAUCUGAACAUUGUGAAAAACAGGUUCCUGUCUAAACUGGCUCAACUGUCAGUCCCGAUCCAGAAACAGGAAGUGACGAGUCAUUCUUCCCGUCAACACCAGGAAGAGACUAGGAAGUCAGCCGUUGGCAAGAAGCUCCUCGACAAGCUGGUGGAGGAGCUGAGGGCUGUGGUGGGCUCUCUAGAACAGCUGGAGAAGGAGAGAGAUUCUCUGGAGCACCAAUGUUUUAACCUCAGACAACAACUGGGACAUCAGGAAGAGAGUAACCAGCAGAUCCUCCAGUUGUCAGAGCAAGGAGUCCUGCGCCUCCCCCCUGUACCUCAGCGCAAAGACAGACCCUUACAGGAGCAGAUGGUGAGUCUGGUUCGUAGCGGACACGCCGUCGCCACGGCCCGUCGCCUAGCCAAGACCCUCCAGGCAUCAGGGCCGGUCCAGGAUGCCCAGACCUUACUGGAACGAGCCUACAGACACGCUGACCACCUGAUCACUCCACCUACAGCUGUCAGCCAAUAGCAGGACUCCUCCAUCCAGCCUGGUUGGACAAUAGCAAGGCUCCGCCCAGCCUGGUUGGACAAUAGCAGUGCUCCGCCCAGCCUGGUUGGACAAUAGCAAGGCUCCGCCCAGCCUGGUUGGACAAUAGCAGGUCUCCUCCCAGCCUGGUUGGACAAUAGCAAGGCUCCGCCCAGCCUGGUUGGACAAUAGCAAGGCUCCGCCCAGCCUGGUUGGACAAUAGCAAGGCUCCGCCCAGCCUGGUUGGACAAUAGCAAGGCUCCGCCCAGCCUGGUUGGACAAUAGCAAGGCUCCGCCCAGCCUGGUUGGACAAUAGCAAGGCUCCGCCCAGCCUGGUUGGACAAUAGCAAGGCUCCGCCCAGCCUGGUUGGACAAUAGCAAGGCUCCGCCCAGCCUGGUUGGACAAUAGCAAGGCUCCGCCCAGCCUGGUUGGACAAUAGCAAGGCUCCGCCCAGCCUGGUUGGACAAUAGCAAGGCUCCGCCCAGCCUGGUUGGACAAUAGCAAGGCUCCGCCCAGCCUGGUUGGACAAUAGCAAGGCUCCAUUAGCCAUCUGUAUUUAUAUCACUAUGUUUUAGCCAUUUUGUUAUAUGUCUCUGGCAUUGGCUUUGCACGGACCACCUGACUUUAACCGUUACAUAGUUAACAUUGUAUUCUGUAUUAGUAGGAGCCCUAUUUGUUCAUAUCUGUAUGUAUUUUAUUUUUCAAAGUGUUUCUUCUUUUAGCCGUAGAUGAUCAUUAAAAACCUGUAAAAGUA